This is a messenger RNA of Elaeis guineensis (African oil palm), 1958 nucleotides long. RefSeq names its product protein LIKE COV 1. NCBI's taxonomy places the organism in Eukaryota, Viridiplantae, Streptophyta, Magnoliopsida, Arecales, Arecaceae. The record is from RefSeq and is a predicted model, not a curated record. Gene Ontology annotation, cellular component: Golgi apparatus.
GAGAGAGAGAGAGAGAGAGAGAGAGUGGUGAGGAGAAAGUCGGCUCGGCAGAUCCUUCCGCUCUGGAAUGCCCUAGAGAUAAAAGAGAGAAAGAAGAAACCAUUGCCUAGUUGUCUUCAAUCUGUUCCUCUUCUAUAAUCCAAGAGAACGAAAAGUAUAAAUACGAGAGAGAGAGAGGGAAGCUUUUGGGAUGAGAGGGUGAUGGGAGACGAGAAGAAGGCGUCUAGCGCGAUGGGGAGCAGAGAGAGAGAUCGGGAGCUGCUGAUCCCGGUGGCAGAGGACCCCGCCGAAGACUCCGAUUCCAAGGCCUCGGCCUCCUCCUCCGCCGCCGUCCACCACCACUCCGGUCGUGAGGCAUUUUAUAAAGUUGUUCGUAGUUGGGCUUCAAAAAAGUUCAUGACUGGAUGUGUUAUCUUGUUUCCAAUAGCGAUCACCUUCUACAUCACCUGGUGGUUUAUCCAUUUUGUGGAUGGAUUUUUCUCUCCAAUUUAUGCUCAACUUGGAAUCAACAUAUUUGGACUUGGUUUUGUUACUUCCAUAUUGUUCAUCUUCUUGGUUGGAGUGUUCAUGUCAUCAUGGCUGGGGGCAUCUGUUCUUAGCCUCGGCGAGUGGUUUAUCAAGCGGAUGCCAUUUGUUCGACACAUAUAUAAUGCAUCGAAACAAAUUAGCGCUGCUAUAUCACCUGAUCAAAAUACACAAGCCUUCAAGGAAGUUGCCAUCAUAAGGCACCCCCGUAUCGGAGAAUAUGCAUUUGGAUUCAUCACUUCAGCUGUUGUUCUUCAGGGUUAUUCUGGUGAAGAGGAGCUAUAUUGUGUCUAUGUUCCAACCAACCAUCUCUACAUCGGUGAUAUAUUUCUGGUCAAUGCCAAGGAUGUCAUUAGACCAAACUUAUCUGUCCGUGAAGGAAUUGAAAUUGUAGUCUCGGGGGGCAUGUCAAUGCCCCAAAUUCUCUCAACGCUGGAUUCACAUACAAUCCAAGUGGACAGAACCAGAUCUAGUCGAAACUGAGACACACAUGCGUUGUUUUUAUUUGUUUGAGCUGCCAGAAUUGAUCACGUGGUUCGUUCCUUAUGGUUUCAGUUCGUCAAAUUUCCGUUUUUGUAUCAGCCAGACAAAUUCUGGUGGCAUGUAACAUUUUCCCUUUGUUAAGGUUUCUGUUGCUGUGUAAAAAGUAGAUGAAGCUGACAGCAGAUCUGGCUCGAUAUUUUGUAUGGGUUUUACAUCAAAAGAACAAGGUUUAUUUCAGCUCUGAGUGUGUGCACUCUCUUAAGAUCGUGGGUCUAUUAAGAAUUUGAAGCGGUUCCAUAUUGCAAGUGUCCCCACGUUCAUAGUCAUUCGUGUGACAGAUUUUUUAAGCGGUUCUGGAAUUUGUUUUCCUGCAUGAUGUUGAACUGUGCGACUCCAGAUGCCGCCCACCUGAGCAUCUAUUUCUUGUGCAACUUCCAUUCUCAUGAGCAGCUUAGCCCAUUUAGACUUGAAUUAAAAAGUUAACUGAUCCAAGCUUUGGUCGGUGGGCGUAGUGGCAGCCAUUGCCUUUUGAUCAGCUCACCAAAAGAAAAAAAAGAAGCUGCUGGAUCUAUCAAGGCCCCGGGGCCUUGGCAGUUAUUGUCGUUGCGAGGGGAAGGUACCAACUUGAUGCUUCAGAUGAUGGAUUUGUUCAUUUCUUCCGUUCCAUGGAAAACAAAUGGCGGAAGCCAGAUACGGCAGAUGAUGUUAAACUAUUUUCGCAACAAGCUUACAUGAUUACCAUGAAGAAUACUGUGCUUUCAUACAAAAGAUGCAGUUGGCCAUUGGGGACUCAGCAUUGACAAAAUGAUGGUUGGAUGCAUGAUCGAAAGGCAUCUUCUAACAAACGCUAUGCUUCCAAGUCGGCUCUUUAGUGAGCACUAUUACUGCUGUAAAAGAAGAGACACAAUAACAAUAUUCCUCAAAAAUUAAAGCAUCUUUGUAAUUAUUUU